Messenger RNA from Python bivittatus (Burmese python), 1084 nucleotides. The record is from RefSeq and is a predicted model, not a curated record. Lineage: Eukaryota; Metazoa; Chordata; Lepidosauria; Squamata; Pythonidae.
CUAUUGAUCCUGAGGAGCUGUUCAGGAAGAUCUUUGGGGAGUUUUCACAUUCCCCUUUUGGGGACUUCAGUGCUGUCUUUGACCAACCUCAGGAGUACCUAAUGGACCUGACAUUCACCCAGGCUGCAAAGGGCGUCAACAAGGAGAUUGUGGUGCAGAUCAACGACACGUGCCAGCGCUGUGAUGGCAGAGGGCAUGAACCGGGCACCAAAGUAGUGCAUUGCUCCUAUUGCAACGGGACCGGCACAGAGACGAUCAACACGGGCCCUUUCGUCAUGCGUUCAACGUGUCGGAGGUGUGGUGGGCGAGGCUCGGUUGUAACUAACCCGUGUGUGAUGUGUCGUGGCUCUGGCCAAACCAAACAGAAAAAGACUGUGAUGGUCCCAGUUCCAGCAGGUGUGGAGGACGGGCAGACCGUGCGAAUGCCUGUCGGAAGGAAAGAAAUUUUCAUUACCUUCAGGGUCCAGAAGAGCUCUGUGUUCCGGAGGGAUGGUGCAGAUAUCCACUCGGACCUCUGUGUCUCCGUAGCACAGGCUGUUCUGGGAGGUACAGCGAGGUCGCCAGGCCUGUAUGAGACGAUCAGCGUUAUGAUCCCCCCUGGUGUUCAGGCUGACCAGAAGAUUCGAAUGAGUGGGAAGGGCAUUCCCAGAGUUAACAGUUAUGGUUAUGGAGACCACUACAUUCACAUCAAGAUCAAAGUUCCCAAGAGGCUGACUGAUCGCCAGCGAGCCUUGAUGCUGAGCUAUGCCGAAGAUGAAACUGAUGUGGAAGGGACUGUGAAUGGCAUUGCCAACACGACGACCGGAAAGCGUUCUGCUGAAAACUAGAUGACUGGGAAGCAGCAGUCUGGAAGGUGUGAUGCUGGAGAUUUUGGAACCCAGGACAGACACAUCUUGAAGGUGCAUAGCCUGAGGGUUACCUUGAAGGAAGGAGGCCACUGCCUCUAGAUGUUAGACUGCAGAAUUGUCAGCCAUAAGAACCGUGGAAGGUUCUUGGGCUUCCUGGACUUGCUUCUCUUCUGGACAGAGGCAGACUGCUGGGGGGGAGACCUGAAGAGCAGAAAUAAAGUGUACCUUUCGCCGAA